Cyprinus carpio (common carp) is the source of this 4312-nucleotide messenger RNA. RefSeq names its product WD repeat-containing protein 26. The record is from RefSeq and is a predicted model, not a curated record. Lineage: Eukaryota; Metazoa; Chordata; Actinopteri; Cypriniformes; Cyprinidae. Gene Ontology annotation, molecular function: protein binding. Gene Ontology annotation, cellular component: GID complex. Gene Ontology annotation, biological process: proteasome-mediated ubiquitin-dependent protein catabolic process.
GUGAGGCAGCAGGGCAAUGUCCGGUGACGUCAGAGCGUCUGGACGCCAUUAGCUCUGCAGCUGUUUGGAGAGAAACAACAACAACACGAACGAACGAGCCUCGCACAGAACGCGCUCUGGACCGCGGGAGCCCGACGCCUCUUUCCCCUCCCCGGGCUUCACCGGCUUCUAACCACGGCCGCUCUCGGUGAGGAAACUCUGGCCUCCGCUUCCUCCUCCUCCGACUCGGACACCGGCGGAGCGUCGCCGCCCCCGCGGAAGAAGCACCGAUCCUCGGCGGCGGAGGGAGUAGGAGAGCCCGGGGCUUUAGCGGGCCUUCCAUCAGCGACCCACCUCAGCCGAACCGGCACCAACAUGCAGUCGAACGGGACAGGACAGGAGCAGAACCACCCGGCCAGUAACGUUACGCAGAACGGAGAUGCCAACGGCCUCCAGAGCAACGCAGGCUCGGCUUCGGGGGCCUCCGGGACUGGUUCGGGUUCCCUGAAGAAGAAGAAGCGUCUUUCUCAGGCGGAGGAGGACGUGAUCCGCCUCAUCGGACAGCAUCUGAACGGGUUAGGGCUGAAUCAGACGGUGGAUUUGUUGAUGCAGGAAUCUGGCUGUAGACUGGAGCAUCCGUCAGCCACAAAAUUCCGGAACCACGUCAUGGAAGGUGAAUGGGACAAGGCUGAAAACGACCUCAACGAGCUGAAAGCAUUGAUGCAUUCACCCAACGCUAUUGUGCGGAUGAAGUUUCUGCUAUUACAGCAGAAGUAUCUGGAGUAUUUGGAGGACGGGAAGGUUCUGGAAGCUCUGCAGGUGUUGAGAGGAGAGUUGACUCCGCUCAAAUACAACACAGAUCGAAUCCACGUGCUCAGCGGGUAUCUGAUGUGCAGUCACCCUGAGGAUCUGAAGGCAAAGGCUGAAUGGGAGGGAAAAGGCGCUGGAUCACGAUGUAGAUUACUGGACAAACUCCAGACGUACCUGCCCCCCUCUGUAAUGUUGCCCCCUCGGAGGCUGCAGACGCUGCUCAGACAGGCCGUGGAAAUGCAGAGAGAUCGCUGCCUUUAUCACAACACCAAACUGGACUCCAGUCUGGACUCUGUGUCCUUACUGCUGGAUCACGUCUGCAGCAGGAAACAGUUUCCCUGUUACACUCAGCAGAUCCUCACAGAGCACUGCAAUGAAGUCUGGUUCUGCAAGUUCUCCAACGACGGCACUAAACUCGCCACCGGCUCGAAAGACACAACUGUGAUUAUCUGGCAGGUGGAGCCGGACUCACAUCAGCUGAAGCUAGUGCGGACUCUGGAGGGUCACGCAUACGGUGUGUCGUAUCUUGCCUGGAGUCCUGAUGAUGUUUACCUGAUCGCCUGCGGUCCUGAUGACUGCUCCGAACUCUGGCUUUGGAACGUUCAGACAGGAGAACUGCGGACAAAGAUGAGUCAGUCUCAUGAGGACAGCCUGACCAGCGUGGCCUGGAACCCUGACGGCAAGCGCUUCGUUACAGGAGGACAGAGAGGGCAGUUCUACCAGUGUGAUCUUGAAGGAAACCUGUUGGAGUCGUGGGAAGGCGUGCGUGUGCAGUGCCUGUGGUGUAUGUCCGACGGCCGGACUGUUCUCGCCUCUGAUACGCACCAGAGGAUCCGUGGAUACAGUUUCGAGGACCUAACGGACAGAAACAUAGUUCAGGAGGAUCAUCCUAUAAUGUCUUUCACUGUUUCUAAGAAUGGAAGAUUAGCUUUGUUAAAUGUAGCAACUCAGGGCGUUCAUCUCUGGGACCUACAGGACCGUGUGUUGGUCAGGAAGUAUCAGGGUGUGACACAGGGGUUCUACACCAUUCACUCCUGCUUCGGUGGACACAACGAGGAUUUCAUCGCUAGCGGCAGCGAAGAUCAUAAGGUAUAUAUUUGGCACAAGCGCAGCGAGCUGCCGAUCAUGGAGUUGACAGGACACACGCGCACAGUGAACUGUGUCAGCUGGAACCCCUGUAUUCCCAGUCUUAUGGCCAGCGCUUCUGACGACGGCACAGUCCGUAUCUGGGGACCCGCACCCUUCCUGGACGCACAAGAGCUGGACGGCCUCAAUGAGAGUUGCAGCAGUAUGGACAGUUGAUGGCAGCCCUGGAACAGAUGACUUCGCAAAUGCGAAAUCCAACAGAGAAAAACACGAUUACAGCAUUGUCCUCCUCCACAACGACGCACGAGUGCAAACGUGAAAGAGAUCCAGAGCCUGGCUUUCAAGAGUCCGGAGGCAGCAGAGACCUGACGCUGAUCCGACCCGCUUCCAUACCGACGGAUCUGAUCUCUUUCCCUCCACGGGAUUCCCGUGGCUAUUCCCAUUAUUACCCUUUCAUUAGGCCUGAAGACGAGAGCUGGAGCGCCCGGGCGGGUGUAUAAACCCACACUCCAUGUUCUUCUCUCUCGCUCGCUCUCGAUCCUCCAGCAGCAGAGGACGAAGCACUUUUAAAAAAAAAAAAAAAUACUAGUCCUAGCAAUUCUCUCUUUUGUUCCUUUAGCAGUUGAUCAGCUUGGGCUUUAGUGUUGAUGAUGGAGUGCUGUAGUUUUUCUGUAUAUUUUUUUUUUAAUCUUUCAGAACACAAUGCAUUGGUUUCAACCAGACUCCCACGUCAUGUGUCAGCAGGGGUCAGAGGUCACCGAGAGUUUGAGUGUUCGACUGAAUUCUGCUUCAGCAUCCCUCCUGUAGCACAGCCAUGUGUGUGUUUGUAUGUGAGUGUGUGAGUGUUCAAAUGUGCCUAAAGUUGGUGUACGUUCACAUGUGGCACACCAGCGUGAGUGUGUCCCUUGUUUAGCCAUACGAUUCAUUUUAACAGAAUCUGAUCGAAGCCCCAGAGACCUUCAUCUGUGGAACAAAAACUUGAGAACCAUUUUUUUUUUUUUAAAGAAAGCUGUUAGCAAAGUUCCUUGUUUUCACCACUUACCUUAGUGCUGGCGUUCGGGAGAGAGACUUUGUUAUAUUAGUACAAAAUUAAAUUGACUUUGAGCUUUAAACAGAAAGAUACUGUGACACUCAAACUGUCAAUCAGAUUUUCGGAGUUCUGUGGCGUAUAAAUGACCUAUGCAGCAACGUUUGAGCUGAGAGCCCCGUAUAAUGUUUCUUGCAGCAGCCAUACCAGCAUUAAAAUAAACCGUCUCUGACCGCACUACAUUUCAUCCUGUACGCUAGUUCAGUUCUGUCCACUCGGUCACGAUCCCUGAGCUGUUUACACCAAAUAUCCCGCUUUGAAUCCCAUUUUUGGAGAGAAAUAUUUGCUGUGGACUGAUAUUAAAUGUUUGAAAAGAAAUGCUUUUCUGCCUGUUUUUAUGGAAGUUUUUGUUACUUACUUUGGUUUACAAGAUUUCUUUUUUAUUUCGUUUUUUUUUUUGGUUGACUUUAUUCUCUGUAUCAUUAUAUUAAACUAUAACCAGAUAAAUUGUCUCCUCUUUUUUUUAACUUUUAUUUAAGCAUUAUUAGCAUUCUUUCCAUUUAAAAAAAAAAAUAAAAAAAAUAGUUGCAUUAACCAUAAUUUUAAUGACAUCUACAUAUGCUUUGCGCAGUUACAAGAUGGUGCUAAACGCCCCGGCCUUUGCCUCGCAGGUGGAAGUUCAAUCGGAAAUCCAAAGUAUCCAGAAAAACUUUUCUAAAAUUACGUCACUUUAUUAAAGAGACAUUUUUAUCCUCGCCAACUUGACAGCUUGUGGAAAUCAACAUAAAGCAAUUAUUUGAGAAGAUGAUUUUCCAGUUAUUACAGAUUUGUAAAUGGAUUUUGAUAUCGAAUGGCUUCGAAUUGGUCAGCAACAUCUGCCUGUUUUGGUUUUCAUUGAAUUUUGCCUGUUUACUUGAGGACCAUUUUGUGCCAUAAGCAAAAAAAAAAAAAAAGCGCAUAAAAUCUCAACAAUAAUUGGUCGCUGCUCGGACCAGGCUGAUGCUUGUGCACUGUGACACAUCUUUGCUGUUGAUUUAGCUGAUCUGAGAGCGGUUUCUUUGGCUAGUCCUCCUCGUUGUUUUAAAGAACUAAAACAAGCCUGCUCGUUACAGCAGUGGACGUAUUAUUAAUGCGUAUGAUGAUGGGGGUAGUAUUGUUACUCUUGUACUGUGGGCUCUGUGUACUCUACUAACCAUAUGCAAGAGGGUCUCUCUUCUCCAGCUAACUGCAGGUGUGUUGCUCUCAUGUUUGACUGUGAAUCAGUCGUGUGAGAGGUUUCCUUCAUGAUAACUGCAUCCAUUUGCAUUAAAUGUGUUCUUUCAAAAGUGAUUGUACUGUUUUGUAUUGUUGUGUAGGAGAUGUGUUAUGUAUGCAUAUUUUCAAUAAAGCAUUCAGGGUUUUGAAACAUAA